AUGGCAUCAUGGCCGGUACCUCGAACCGGAUAUUUCGCCAGUGCCGGUGGAGCAGAAGAGUGCGGUAGCUCAGCCGACUUGGGAAACAUUGUCUCCAUCGAGUCGCUGAGGGCAAAUCAAGGGCAGCAGAGGCAUUCCAAGUCGCGCAAACGGACCCGCCUUCAACCACCGAUCGGCAGCGAACGAUGCGGGGGGGGCCAGCUAUUGGCGCCACGCUCGGAUGGCUGUCCUCCGGCUGCGGCAGACGAGCAGCAUGAGGCCGCUAAAGGCCCGCUGCAACGCUCGAGCACCCGAACCGCCGACGGGCUCAGCCUCGACGACCAGGGGGGCUUGGACGAAUCCAACAUCAUUGUCUGUGCGUGGCUCGAGAAAGAAGGUAUUCCGGGCGGAGCAGAAGAGGGACAGAUGCGGGAGGAGACGAGGUGGUUUCGGCGGGCGGUCAUGUCAUCAAGGGGGGAGGUUCGCGGGAGAGCAGAGGACCCCUGUACGACUACAGACAGGAUCGCGUACAUCGAGUCCACUUCUCCACGAUCCUCGCAGAUCCCCCAGACACUCAGGGAAACACUGGAGACGGUGGAGACAGGGAACGGCAUGGGCGUCAAGAGUCGAGGAAAAGAAAAGAAUCCAUUGUAUUUCCAUAUGCUCUGGGCUAUUAAAACCGAUGCUGCGCAGUGA
Penicillium argentinense is the source of this 675-nucleotide messenger RNA. RefSeq lists its product as uncharacterized. NCBI's taxonomy places the organism in Eukaryota, Fungi, Ascomycota, Eurotiomycetes, Eurotiales, Aspergillaceae. The record is from RefSeq and is a predicted model, not a curated record. The transcript has 3 exons. Bases 1 to 675 code for a protein of 224 amino acids.